CAGGAGCAGCCUCCCAAAGAGGAGGUGUCAUCUCAGCCGGUCAGCUCCUUCCCUCGACCCCCCAUCUCCAUAUGUGGAGACCUGGUCCUGUCUCUGGAGUACCGUCCCGAUGCGGAGAAGCUGCUGGUGUCGGUGGUGGCGGCCCGGGACGUCCCGGACAAGGCUCGCAGCGGGAUGGACUCCUGGCAGGUGCACAUGGUCCUGCUUCCCUCCAAAAAGCAACGGCACAAGACGUCGGUGCAGAAAGGCUCGCUGCCGCAAUUCAACGAGACGUUCCGCUUCUCCCGCCUGGAGCCGCCGGACCUGCGGAUGUCGGCCAUCAGGUUCAGGCUGUACGCACUCGGAGGCAGGAUGUCCCGCGAGAAGAUGAUGGGAGAGAAGGUGCUGCGUUUAGGAGGACUCAACCCGGCCGGCGGGACGAUGGAAACGACGCUGGUUCUGGAGCCUCGCAGUAACCUCAAGAGUGUGGACUCGCUGCUGAGUCUGUCCACCGUGUCUCAGAGCGACAGCGCCUCCUCCACUCAGUCUCUGACCCACGGCGGCGUCCCCGAGCUGCUGGUCGGCCUCUCCUACAACGCCACCACGGGACGCAUGUCCGUGGAGCUCAUCAAGGGCAGCCACUUCAGAAACCUGGCCGUCAACAGACCACCAGACACUUACGGUCGCCUGUCUCUGCUGAACUCGGUGGGUCAGGAGAUCUCUCGCUGCAAGACAUCGGUGCGUCGUGGUCAGCCCAACCCCGUCUACAAGGAGACCUUCGUGUUCCAGGUGGCGCUGUUUCAGCUGUCGGACGUCACGCUGCUGGUGUCCAUCUACACCCGGCGCAGCAUGAAGCGCAAAGAGAUGGUGGGCUGGAUCUCUCUGGGUCAGAACAGCAGCGGCGAGGAGGAGCAGCUCCACUGGCAGGACAUGAAGGAGGGUCGGGGACAGCAGGUCAGCCGCUGGCACAUCCUGCUGGAGGCGUAACGCCGCCGCCGGACACGAUCGAGUUGAUUCUUUACUGAGGAAAGAAAAAGACAGAUGUUGAUCUCAUUCACUGACAGGAAGAUGCAUGUGGUUUCAGCUAAAUAUCCACUUCACCUCCGUCACUCCGCGGAGACGUGAGGAACAAAUUCAUCUGCUCCUGGAGGCUGAUGGAACUUCAAAAUAAAAUGUUUUAUUGAUCAAUCAAAUUAAUUAAUUCAAAGACAGAUGUUACACAGUGAAGAUUUUAAUCUGGAUUCAUUUGCACGAUUCUCCACUUUCUUUUUGUCGUCCAAAAAUAACUUAGUGCACAAAUGGUUUUAACUCCAUCGGCCUCAAGGAGCUGACAAUUUGUCCUUUUCUGUCCGUGUGUCUUUGUCUCUGUCACAGGAUCCUUGUGGAGACACAUUUCAUGGGUCCACGGUUAGUUUAGUGGUUGAGGUUUGGAAACUUCUGGAAAUGAAUGCAAGUAAUAUCCCCCCCAAAAAAAAUGACCUGCGACAACAUUUGCGUGUGAUAUUUCUGAAUCUGGCUGCUCCUUUGCUGGCAAAUCAAAGAUGCACAAAUGUGCACAGCAACAAGUCAAGCAGAGAGACUGCAAACAAAGAGACUGAGGGAUUUGACACGAUGAUGUUGGCCUGAAAUGAACCAGACCAACAAGGACGGAGAUAUUUUUGCUUUUCUGCAUGAGCAUGGAGGCUGCCUCAUGCGCCCGUCGGUUGUGCACAUCCUCAGAAACGUCAACGCAACAUAUAUGCAACGAGCGAAAUGCAAAAUUUUAUGACAAACAAGCUUCUAAAAAUAGCGGACGACGGAUCAGCACAUUUUUAGAAGUUGACACUUGCAAAAAUAAAUUAAGCUAUUUUGAGACUGUUACGUCCGUGCACGUCAACGACUCGUCAGUCGUCUGAGCUGUGUUUUAAUAAAAAAAGUAACAUGGGAUAAAAAACAUUAACAUAUGAACAGACAGAUUUGAAUAACAACUAAAGAGAUAAUUAAAUGUCUAAUCUAAAGUCAAGAUAAAGAGAGUUGGACUUUGUUCGUCUCAGUGGAAAAAGACGAUUUCCAAAGGACGGUGUGAGAGUUUAAACUGAUCGUAUGAAAAACAUGAAAAAUGUUUGGUGGGUGACGUAACGAUGGAGCCAGUGUUCUAGUUCCUGUUGAAGAGAAACGCUGGCGAGUAGAAGUACGAGGAGAGAGGAGGAAGAGGAAGAGGAGGAGGAGGAGGGCGUCUCAUUCAUAUUCAACACUCAUUCAUAUUCUCCUGACACUCGUGUUACUACAGGAAGACCAGCAGCUGGAGACUCUUAACCCCGGCGGGAUGAGAGCCCUCACCCCCACCCCACCCCCACCCCACCCCCCCACCCA
Messenger RNA from Paralichthys olivaceus (Japanese flounder), 2331 nucleotides. The record is from RefSeq and is a predicted model, not a curated record. Lineage: Eukaryota; Metazoa; Chordata; Actinopteri; Pleuronectiformes; Paralichthyidae.